AGUGCUCCGGGGGGACAGGGCUGUGCACUCCGGUGGAUCAAAGCAAGUUCGAUAGAAUGCGGUUUCACCUAUAACGCGGAUCCUGGAAUUGAGAGAGAACUCAUGCUGAUAUCAUGUCUGGUGGUCAUUCCUUUAGAGCAGCUGGCAUCAUGGCUCAUCACCGGGAAAUGUUGUUUUGCCAUGGUUAGGCUGCACUCUGGCUUCCUUGGAGACCUAGGAACAGCAGACACCGGGAAGCGUUUGGCAGCUGUGGAACCUGAAAGUACUACUGUCAAGCUGCUACAGGCUUUAAACUGUGCUCACUCUCUGCCACGGGAAUACUACAGACUUGAAAAAAUGAAAUCAAGAAGCUUUUGGUCACGUCUGGUGUUGCUUGAGGUUUUCCUAUCCGUCACUUGGGGGUGGAUGGAAUCGGACAGGAUCAGAAGGUUUUAUGCGGAUGCAGGGAGGUUGCAACAAAAGGAAUCCAGAAGCUUUGAAGGCACAAGAAGAAAAGUGCUUUAUGGGCAAGAUGGCCUACAUGCAUCAUGUGAAAAAAAGUACUGUGGCCGGGGAAGUAAGUGUGUUGUUAACAAGGAGACUAAUCAACCUGAAUGCAAAUGCCUGGAAGACUGCAAGCCCAGUUAUAUGCCAGUAUGUGGAUCUGAUGGCAAAUUUUAUGAAAAUCACUGUGAAGUCCACCGAGCCUCAUGCUUGCAGAGGAAGAAAAUCUACAUUAUCCACAGCAAAGACUGUUUCUUCAAAGGUGACACUUGCACAAUGGCAGACUACAGCCGUCUUAAAAGCAUGCUCCUGGACCUUCAAGCUCAUCACCACAGCCAGCUGAGCAGCCCUGUAGAGAACAGAACAUCCCAGAAGCGCUUGUUAGUUGAAGACAUCUUUAAAUACUUGGAUAUAAACAGUGACGGACACCUCAGCAGCUCUGAACUGGCUCAGCUAAUGGAGAAAGAAGCUCUAGAAGAUGAUUUCUUGGAUUGCACGCUGGAAGAUCUUCUCCGAUUUGAUGAUUACAACAAUGAUGGUUACUUAACCCUGCAGGAACUCUAUACUGCAUUCCAGGUGGUUCAACUCACUCUUCCGGAGGAACAGAAGAUUAGCAUUACCACAGUAACAGUCGGACUGAGUGCUGUACUGACAUGUGCCAUCCACGGAACCCUUAAGCCCCCAAUUAUCUGGAAACGCAACGGAAUCAUACUGAACUUCUUAGAUUUGGAAGAUAUCAAUGAUUUUGGAGAAGAUGAUUCCCUCUACAUCACCAAGGUAACAACUAUUCACAUGGGCAAUUACACCUGUCAUGCCUACGGCUAUGAAGAGCUAUAUCAGACCCACAUCCUUCAGGUGAAUGUGCCACCAGUGAUUCGUGUAUAUCCUGAAACUCAGGCACAGGAACCUGGCGUAUCCGCAAGUCUCAAAUGUCAUGCUGAAGGCAUUCCUAAUCCCAGAAUUACCUGGCUAAAAAAUGGUAUUGAUAUCAUUCCAAAAUUAUCCAAACAACUAACACUCUUAGCAAAUGGAAGUGAACUUCAUAUCAGUAAUGUUCGAUAUGAAGACACCGGUGCCUACACAUGCAUUGCUAAAAAUGAAGUGGGAGUGGAUGAGGACAUAUCUUCUCUUUUCAUCGAAGAUUCAGCCAGAAAGACUCUUGCAAACAUACUGUGGCGAGAGGAAGGCCUAAGUGUGGGAAACAUGUUUUAUGUCUUUUCCAAUGAUGGGAUCACAGUCAUUCAGCCAAACGAAUGUGAGAUCCAAAGACAUAUCAAACCCAGUGAGAGGAUUUUUACAAGUUAUGAAGAGAUCUGUCCUAAAGUUGAAGGUGGACCUCUUCAGUCUUGCCUCUGGGCUUCAGCUGUCAAUGUCAGAGACAAGUAUAUUUAUGUGACACAGCCCAAGCAAAACAGAUUAAUGAUCAUGGAUAUCCAGACACAGAAAGUCAUGCAGUCUAUGGAUGUUGACCCCCUACCAGCCAAAUUACAUUAUGAUAAAUCACAUGACCAAGUCUGGGUCCUUAGCUGGGGGAACAUGCAGAAGUCCCAUCCAACGCUGCAGGUAAUAUCAGAGGCAAGUGCAGGGGAAAAUCAGCAUAUCAUCCGCACGCCAUUUGAAGAUGUGGAUGAUUUUUUCAUACCACCUACAAAUCUUAUUAUUAAUCACAUUAGGUUCGGUUUCAUCUUUAACAAAUCGAAAUCUGCAGUUCACAAAAUUGACCUGGAAACUGUGACCCACAUCAAGACGAUCAGCUUCAAAAACUAUAGCUGCAAACCACAGAGCAUGGCCUAUACCCAUUUGGGCGGCUACUUCUUUGUCCAAUGUAAAAAUAAUACAUCAAUAUUAACAUCUCCUCAGCUCAUUAUUGACAGCGUUACAGAUUCUGUGAUUGGCCCUAACAGUGACAUAUCGGGUACACCCUAUAUUUCCCCUGAUGGACGCUAUUUGGUCAGUGCAGCUGAAGACAGUGGCAGGAUUAAAGUCCAGGCAAUAACCAUCCAAGGGGAAAUCAAGUUGAUUUAUGACUUACAAACAAAUGUACAUGUAUCUGAUCUGACAUUUCAACCCUCUUUCACUGAAGGCAAUCAGUACUAUAUAUAUGCUACGUCACAUUUCCAAACAGAUGUGCUUUUUGUAGAGCUGUCGACAGGGAAAAUGAAUGUACUGAAGAAUUUAAAGGACCCUAUCAUGUCCAAAGACUGGCCCUGGAGCAGCUACAACCGAAUUAUGAAAGACAGUGGAUUAUUUGGACAGUAUCUUAUUACACCAGCUAAGAAUUCACUGUUUGUUAUUAAUGGGAGACAAAACACAUUACACUGUGAGGUUUCAGGUAUCAGGAGGGGUAACACAGUGGUCUGGGUUGGAGAAGUAUGAAAGGGCACAAAAGUAAGAGCCUGCAGCAGACAAGUAUUGAUUGGACCUUACACUGCAACAAAUAGGCAGUAGCAUUGUAUAUUUUUACACUGGGGAAAGAACCUGUAUAAGCUUCAUGGUGCAACACUGGUCUACUUGCAAGUUUUAUAGUAUAAGGUAUGCUCUGCUAAUAGAAAUUAGGUUGUGUUGGGAUAUUUUUUGGAAGUAUGAUUUACGGCUUGGCUUAUGAAAAGAAUGUACACCUGGAAAGAGAAUAAUUUCUCCACCGAGGUAUUGAAUAAGCUGCAUAACUUGAUGAUUCUGUAGAACAAAACAGCUUCUGAGUUUCAGUACUGAUGAGUCUCUAAGUUAUGUUGAAGUCAUCAGUUUUCUUUCAGUCAGUCUAACUUCAAAUCACCUGUACUUCUGACUGUGGGGCCCUGAUUAUACUGCCCUUAACAUUGCCUGGACAUGUAAGCAGUAAAAACACAUUUAAAACUGCCCUGUGUAUAAGAAAAAUAAAUCACGGAGAGCAGUUUUCAAAAUGCAGACAUCUAGGUGAGAAAUUUAAUGGAAAAUGAUCAGUUUCCUUUGAGGGAUGGUGUUAGAAGAAUUCUUUGAUGUAAUUUCAGAACCAAACAUGACAGAAGUAUCUACAGUCAGCUAUCUUUUUUUUUUUCUUUUCUCUCUUUUGCUAUUGGAAUACCGAGAGGAAUGCAGUAGUAUCACCUCUUCCAGGGUGUAUAAAGAACAUCAUCUGAUUGUAUUUAAGAAUCUUCUUAGUGGAAAAAUUGGGGAUGGGAAGGUGACUUUGAAAGUCAGAAAACACUGGUAGUCAGAUAUGCAGAAUCUAUCCUAUCAGGAGAUAAAGCACUCUUCCUUCAGUACCAUGUGACUCAAGUCAGAUAGGACAUAGUGUGAAAAAUCAUUUCCUGCUUACCAGAUAGCAUACUGGCCGGGGUUGUUCCCAAUGUAGGCAAAAACAUUUCUAGAAAUUAUUCAUUUCCCUCAUUAGCAAUUUACCAACACUGAAGUGACUUAGUUCUUCAUAAAACAAUGGCUACAUAUCCAACUCCAUCUCCAGUAGUUUCAGUAAUGUAUUUUUAAAAAAGCAUUAACCCAUUAGAAUUGUAGUCUUAAUUUACAUGUCUCUCAUCAAAGAUUCUGGAAAAUAUUAUUUUUGUGUUGCCUUUUCCCUCCCAUUUAUAUUAUACUUCUUUAUCUUCAAUUACCAUUUAGUUAUGAACAAUGAGAUUAAUAUAAAAACCAAAUAAAUUACCACAGAAUGCAACAGCUGGCAGUGAGAAAGUUAAAUAAAUGGAGAUAUCCUAUCUCCUAGAACUGGAAUGGACCUUGAAAGGUCAUUGAGUCCAGCCCCCUGCCUUCACUAGCAGGCCCAAGUACUGAUUUUUGCCCCAGAUCCCUAAGUGGCCCCCUCAAGGAUUGAAUUCACAACCCUGGGUUUAGCAGGCCAAUGCUCAAAGCACUGAGCUAUCCCUCCCCCAUCCCUCCCCCUAAGUUGAUUUCCCAUAAAAAUGAACAUCCAUUUGCACUUUUAUAGACAUAUAAAAAGCUUUUGUCCAGUUCCAUUUAGUAGCUUUCAGUGUUCACCAUCAUGAAAUAAUCAGGACAAGUGUAGUUAUGGGUAACUUUUCAAAAUGGUGCAAGCCAGGCAAGUACUAUUAAAAAAAGUAAGAAAUGAGCAGCUAAAUCUCACACACUGCUUUGAAAAUGUAAUCUUGAUAUUCGUGCAAACUUCCUUUUCUAGGGACAGCAUCUGUUACAUCAUAGCAGUUGGCCUUUUGAAUUACAUGAAAGUAUAACUAUGCUCUAGCAUGACCUUGACUGCCCAAAGUUUAUACAAAAGCAGUUGUUGAAUAUAUACGGUGAUACUUAAAGGUGCAGUAACUAUUUUCUAACAUAGAUGUUUGUCACCCUCAUAAAAAAAGGAUUUUAAAUAGGAAGGACACUGAGUAACACUGAUAACAUUGCUUUAAGCAUUAGCUUUUACUGAAAGAGUUGCAUUUUAGGCUGGCUGUAGACAUCAAGUAAGUUAUAACCAUCUUAGUUCUCUAAUGAUUAGUAUAAAUCUGUUUGGACAGACGAAAAAAAGGCAAUGAAUCCUAUGAAUUCAUUAGAUAUGAAAUCCUUUAAAUUGCCCUUUUACAUCGAGAGGAUGAAACCUACAUAUUUUCUCUUAUGAGCCAUAAAGGUUAGAAGACAUUAGCCCAUCAUUAAAACAUGGACAUCCCUUCAUUUAGAAAUGCAUGGUGCUCAUGGUUCUCUACUCAUCUAGUGAGGAAACAUACAAGUGUAAGGAAAGGAGGAGAUCAACUUUGUAAGUACUUUUAAAUAUGCACAACUCCUUUCUAGAACAAAGCUGUAUUCAUACAUUGCACUCAUCCUAAACGUCUUUUAGUAGGCCAGACCACUGCGCUAGUGUUAUCUUUUAUGACUUCUUGUAUAUUUUAUUAUGCCUAUUGUAAGUUUCCUUGUAGAGAAGUUCAUUGUGUCAUAGAUCAAGCAAAUAUUACUUUUUUAAGAAUAUUUUAAAAAAAUUGUAAAUAUCUGUUCAGGUAAAUAUUCUUACAACUGGUGUAUAUAGGCUGUGAAGGAUGUGUAAUAGCCCUCACGUCUUUCUGUUUGUCUCAAAAUAUUGAACUAGAGGUCACUCAGACUCCCCCUUUUACCUUCCAAAGAUGCUCUCAUUUUUCCUUCUGCAGCCCAAGUUCUGGUGACGUGUUUUCUAAAUUAUCCUAAUGGUUAUAUCAUACUUACUUAGACAAUGAAGUACAAUUUAGAUUGUCCAUGCUGCUUGUGAACAGUUCCAGUCAUGGUCAAUCUAACAUUAAAGUGCUGCACAUUUGUUAUUCUGAGGUUUUUUUCUUAUGCCACAAAGAUCACCCUUUUCUCUGUACCAGAAAGGUUUAACUUGUGUUUGCCUUUGAUUGCAAGCAUAUUAAAUCUUCUUGAUUGCA
Gopherus flavomarginatus (Mexican gopher tortoise) is the source of this 5816-nucleotide messenger RNA. RefSeq names its product follistatin like 4 (gene FSTL4). Gene Ontology annotation, biological process: multicellular organism development; cell differentiation; regulation of BMP signaling pathway. Gene Ontology annotation, molecular function: protein binding; calcium ion binding. The record is from RefSeq and is a predicted model, not a curated record. Lineage: Eukaryota; Metazoa; Chordata; Testudines; Testudinidae.